AUGCUGGGCCGCUUUUUUGGCGGACUGUUCGCCACGGCGCCUCUUGCGAUUGUUGGCGGUGUACUUUCCGAUAUUUGGGAUCCAAUCCCGCGAGCGUAUGCGAUCUGUAUGUUCGCCACGGGCGCCUUCAAUGGGCCUUGUGGAGGUCCCAUCGCUGGAGGUUUCUUGACUAUGCAGCCGAAUCUAGGAUGGAGAUGGACGGCCUGGAUCACGUUAAUUCUCGCAGUAUUUUUCGGCAUCAUCGGAUUCUUAUGUAUACCCGAGACCAGUGCCGGAAAGAUCCUGCAGUAUAAAGCCAGGAGACUGCGGUAUGAGACCAAGAACUGGGCCUUGCACAGCAAGAUGGAUGAGAACCCUCUGGACGCCCACCGACUAGUGACUGUUUACCUGGUCCGUCCUUUCGUCAUGAUCGUCCAGGAGCCUAUAUUGAGCUUGAUGACGGCGUACAUGUCUUUCAUAUAUGGCGUGCUUUAUCUGCUCUUCGCAGCAUAUCCAUACAGCUUCCACAACGAGAGGGGCUGGAAUAUCGGUGUCGCGAGUUUGCCGUUCAUCGCUUUCGCGGUCGGCACUUUCCUCGGUCUUGGUACCAUCAUAUACAGCACCCGCACCAACUUCACUAAGUCGUUCGUGAAGUACGGCAAGAUUGUUCCAGAAGAGAGGUUGCCGCCGAUGAUCGUGGGUGCGUUGCUGCUUCCGGCUGGCCUCUUCUGGUAUGGUUGGACCUCGAGUCCAGAGAUCACCUGGGUGCCGCAGGUUCUGUCCACCGUGCUGAUAGGCUGGGGCAUGUUGGUCGGCUUCUGGCAGGCCAUGAACUAUCUCAUCGAUGUGUACGGCUUCUAUUCGAACAGCGCCAUUGCUGUGAACACCUUCAUCAGGAGCAUCGCUGGGGCGGCGUUCCCUCUGUUCACAUACGACAUGUAUUCAGCAUUGGGCGUCCCUUGGGCGACGAGUGUGCUGGGGUUCCUCUGCGUGGCAUUUGCCCCUGUUCCGAUCUUAUUUUAUGUGUACGGGGAGAGAAUCAGAGGGAGGAGUCGCUUCAGGCCUGUGUAG
This is a messenger RNA of Cyphellophora attinorum, 1050 nucleotides long. RefSeq names its product putative transporter. Gene Ontology annotation, molecular function: transmembrane transporter activity. Gene Ontology annotation, biological process: transmembrane transport. The transcript has a single exon. The record is from RefSeq and is a predicted model, not a curated record. NCBI's taxonomy places the organism in Eukaryota, Fungi, Ascomycota, Eurotiomycetes, Chaetothyriales, Cyphellophoraceae. Bases 1 to 1050 code for a protein of 349 amino acids.